Molecule: messenger RNA, 3327 nt
Organism: Pseudophryne corroboree (corroboree frog)
Lineage: Eukaryota; Metazoa; Chordata; Amphibia; Anura; Myobatrachidae
Gene: KCTD14
Product: potassium channel tetramerization domain containing 14
Exons: 2
Coding region: 213-941 (242 amino acids)
Biological process (GO): protein homooligomerization
Molecular function (GO): protein binding
Source: RefSeq, a predicted model, not a curated record
GGCACACACACUGCGCCCAGCACACACACUGAUACAAUGUAUCAGCCAGUGACCGAGCACAUCCGCUGGAAGCAGGCACGCCCGCAUACACCUGUCAGGAGUGGGAGGGCCGGCUGAGGUGGGGGCGGGAGCCCCGGCUGAGGUGGGUACCCUGCAGAAGAAGAAGCCUCCUGUGGGCUGUGUGACCCGGCAUAUCAGCAGCAGCCGUCAGCAUGAGCGUCAUUGAGCAUAAGAGUGCGGGGAAACAGGUGACCAGCGCCCUGCAGAGUCUAUCCCCUAUCGUGCAGCUAAAUAUCGGUGGUGAUGUCUACACCACAACUUUGGCAACACUCAAGAAGUACCAGGGGUCCAAGCUGUUUGAGAUGUUCAACGGGCAGCCGAAGCUCCGCACGGAUUCUGCCGGGAGGUACUUCAUUGACAGAGAGGGGAAGCAUUUUGCGCACAUCCUGGAGUACCUGCGUAAUGGCCAAGUGCCCAGUCAGUGCAUCCUGGAGGUGUACAAGGAGGCCCUGUUCUACGAAAUCCAGCCCCUGGUGAAGAAGUUGGAGGAGACCCCUCAGAUCUUUGGGGAACAGGUUGGGAGGAAGCAGUUCCUGGCGCGAGUACCCAACUACAGUGAGAACAUCGAGGUGAUGAUCCGUAUCGCAAGGGCGGAGGUGGUGGCAUCGCGCUACUCCAACGUCAUUGUGUGCGUUGUGAGGACUGAUGAGGACGCGUCCAAGUGUCAUGAUGCCCUGAACACGCUCGACAUGGACAAGGAGUCCGUAGUCAAGUUUGGGCCUUGGAAGGCCUCGCCGGGAAUCUCUGACCUCCUGGACUGUAUCAAGGUGGACAUAGAGGACAAAGGCUACAAGGUGUCCUACACGAAUCAUGUCGCCGACAAAGGAUUUCGAUUUAAAUCCUAUGACUUUUUUUACAAGUUUUUAUUCACAUGGUGGUGAAUACGUGGGGAUGGAGAAGACCUCCAGAGGAGGGGAAGCCAGAUAUGGGUCAUAUUGCUUUCUGCAGGACAUGGUGCCAUCCUACAAGGAACAUAAAAUUAAUGCAGAUAUCACGCCCAAUGGUUUAUGACCAGGGCUAUGCGUGCUCCCGAUUCUCCAUUUUAUGAAAAUCAGGCACAAGAAUUAUUUCGCCAAAGACCUGUGAGAAUUUUGUAAAAAAAGAAAAGGGGAGGGGGGGGCCUGUACCCCAGAAAACUACAAAUAAAUAUUGGGUAACAGUAUAGAGGUAUAAAUAAAAAAAUAUUUUUAGCUUUUAAGAUAUUUAAAAUGGCUGAUUUAUUACAUAUUUGUAAAAAAUUCUAAAAAGCUAUUUUGUUUUUCCAUUUAAAUAAAUACUUUAGUAACAUUUGGGGGUCAUUUGAGGCCACUUUAAAAAAAAACACAAAAACCUCCCACCUGCAAUGUUUGAAACCCCUGUCCCAUCCAUACAACACCCCCAUAUACCUGUACCAUCCAUACAGCACCCCUAUAUCCAUCCCACAUCUUUUAACCCAUUAUUCUGCACUUUUCAAAAUUUCACCCCAAUAAUGACAAUUAUUAGCCUAAUGUAAAUUAACUGAUAACUUCCAAUUGUCAAAUUUGUUAUAAGGGGCUGGGGGGAUAGUGGUGUCCAUGAGGUUCUGAACCAAGUCCUGACAUUGCUACCUUUUAAAAUAACCAUUUUUUCUAAGUUUGCUCCUGGUCUGAGCUGCAAGGUAAAAACGUAUUAAUUCCCAUAGUCAUUAGUGUUGAUAAAAUUCUUGCAUCUAAUUGACUAGCACAAAAAAUAAAAUUACCACUUUCAACUGAAUGUCUAGUUCAGACUUAGGCAAACUCCGCCCCUUUACAUCUAGAACUACAAGUCACAGGACACCUUGCUAGCUCAAGGCAAGUUGGGACUUGGCGUUCUACAACAGGUGGCGAGCUACAGUUACGCUACUUUUAGGGGGUAAUUCAGACCUGGUCGUAGAUAUGCUAAAUUUAGCACAUCUACGAUCAUAUACUCUGACGCCCCUCAUGUCAGGCCCUCCCCCUCCUCCCCGCACAGGUACAAAAGCAUCGCUCAGCGGCGAUGCUUUUGUAUCUGACGAGUAGCUUCCUGCCAGCGCAGUUCCUGCGUGCUGGCAGCCCUCUACUCGGCACGUCCCAGGUCCGCCCCCACCCACAACAGUCCGGACACACCUUCGUUCAGGCAGAGGCGUUCGCACCAGUGAGAUGGGCUCCUGUGGUACGCACUCCACAAAGUAAUUCAGUCUGGGAUCGCUGAAUAACCCCCUUAGUCCAUUUCCCGUGCCUCCAAACAUGGAAAUGUUCAACACAGGAGUAGGCUACAUACAGCAUCCCAGCUGCUGUGAGACUACACAUCCCAGAAUUCCCUGACAAAGUUUUGAAGUUAGGGCAUGCUAAAACCAUGGCAGGGCAUUCUGGUAUGUGUAGUCCCACAGCAGCUGGCAUACCGGACUUUGCCUACCCCUGGUCCAGCUAAUGAAAUGUCAUUUUUUUUUUCCCUCUGGUUUCUAGAUAUGUGACGCAGAAAGUACCUAUGUGAUGACUCUAGUCAGUGUUCACUUUGCCCUUCAUGGGCCGGCCCUGCCCACAUGUGCUGCAAGACAUCUUUAUAGGUUAGGGAGGAAGUGGAUCAUGGAGUCUGGGAUAAAAAAUAAAUGGUGGUUUCUGCCUAGAUUUAGGAAGUCGGAUCUGCAUUCCCAUAGCGACGGUGCAGGCAGGGGCGGCCAACCAUAGGUUGAGCAUAGUAAGGACUUGUUAAUGUAAUUGCGGCACAACUGGGCACGGAGGCAUCCGCGGAUACCCUAUUUAGGAGGUGCAGCUCUUGUGGGUACUGAUGGCUGGUGUAAUUCUGAUAAUGACUGUCAGCUGGAGUAUUUAGUGUCUAUUUAUUGUCUGACUGAGUAUUGACUUCUCUAGGUGAUAGUACUUUAUGCAGAUUCCCAUUUGAUUAUGAAAGGGAACACGACCGAUGUUUUUAUAUAAUUACAUUUAAUAUUGAAUAUCCGGGUCACAAGUGUGCUCACCUGUAAAUAUGCCCCAUGACGUCUGAGAAACUGGACAGGGUGACAUCUCAUAUUAAUGUAAUGGUGUUUAGGCACUGGGUUCUCUAUACAAUCACUGUUUAUAUUAAUCUACCUCACAAACUCUAUAUUGCAACUUGUGUGUGUGUAUAUAUAUCUCCCAUUGAGCAUAUUUUCUGCAAUCAAUGUAUAUGUCUGGUCUCAUCCCUUUUUUUUCCUUUGAUGUCAUAGUAUACGUAAAAUGAAUGUACUUUUUUUUUUUCCCUGUGCAAAUUAAUAUAUUUUGUUAUUUUAAUAAAGAUUUGUUUUUCAAACAA